This is a messenger RNA of Phycodurus eques (leafy seadragon), 3346 nucleotides long. It is a transcript of the gene galnt4, whose product is annotated as POC1 centriolar protein homolog B (Chlamydomonas), like. Gene Ontology annotation, cellular component: Golgi apparatus. The coding region runs from base 701 to 2452 and encodes 583 amino acids. The record is from RefSeq and is a predicted model, not a curated record. The transcript is spliced from 11 exons. NCBI's taxonomy places the organism in Eukaryota, Metazoa, Chordata, Actinopteri, Syngnathiformes, Syngnathidae.
GCGGGGGUCCAGCGUGGCCGUCUUCCUGUGGAAAUGCGAGUUUCCUCAGAGGGAUCUGCCAAGCGCGCCGCGCAGUCGACAUCUCACGGUAUCGCUGACGCUGAGCUGAGGAGUGAACGUGCUAAUAAGGAGCGCGCGACUCAGAGAAAAAGGAAUUUGAAGUCAACAUUGAAAUUGUUGCAGUCAUAAACGGCCCUCUGAGGGAAAUCAUAUCACUUUGACACCGUUAAUAUGAAGGAAUAAGCUCAACUCAAAAAGAAAAGUUUGCCCACACCAAAGGAGUUGCGUUGGCUCUCUUGACAAUGUUGUGGGUGUUUUCACGGAAUUUCAGACAGUCAAACCCAGCACCCGAGUACUUGUAUGGCCGCACUAUUUGUACCUCUUCUCCAUGGAUCAUGCAAGAUUUGGGGUCAGUACUAAAGUUCUGAAAGUCUGUUUAUUUCCUAUUCCCCGCCCCCACGUUGUCGGUGUGCGACGGUAUAUGAUAGCAAAGGGAAGGGCAAAUACCAACUUGUUUUUUAAUUUCCUGCCAAGUUUGGAGAGGCGAGGAUUCGUCCCGACAGCUCCGAUCUUUACCCGCGGUGGUCAGAAAGCGCAGUGCGGAGUCUGUCGCUGAGAUGCACGAGUGGCGUCGGCGAACGGGCCGAUCGAUCGCUGCCGACGGCCUCUGGAAGAUUUUCUCUCCCCGGAGCUGGCUGCCAUGAGGGGGCGCUGUUCACGCAAACUGGGCGUGCUGGCCAAGUUGUUCUUCCUGCUGUGGGUGCUGUGGCUGGGCUACAUCCUACUCGUCCUCUCCCCCUCCCCCUCCCCCUCUUCGUCGGCGUCCUCCCGCGACACGCUCGAGCCGGAGCCUCGGAAACUCGACGUCGCCGAGCCGGCCGACGGGAAGCCGGCCGCGCCCGUCUACGCCAAGCCGCCGGCGGACGACGACGCCCCGGGAGAGUGGGGCCGGGCGGCGAACCCCGACCUGAGUCCGGAGGAGAAGACGCAAGCGCAGGACAGCGUGGAGCGCUACGCCAUCAACAUCUUCGUCAGCGACAAGAUUUCCCUCCACAGACGCAUCAAAGACAGCAGGAUGCCCGCGUGCCGCAGUAAGCAGUUCGACUACCGCCGUUUGCCCACCACCUCGGUCGUCAUCACGUUCUACAACGAGGCCUGGUCCACGCUGCUCAGGACCGUCCACAGCGUCCUGGAGAGCACGCCCGCCGUCCUGCUCAAGGAGGUGAUCCUGGUCGACGACUACAGCGACAGAGGCUACCUGAAAACCAAGCUGGCAGAAUACCUCAGCAACCUGCAGCGCGUCCGUCUCAUCCGCACCACCAAGCGCGAGGGCCUGGUCCGGGCCCGCCUCAUCGGCGCCGGCUUCGCCACCGGCGACGUGCUCACCUUCCUGGACUGCCACUGCGAGUGCGUCCCCGGCUGGAUCGAGCCCCUGCUCGAGAGGAUCGGGCAGAACCCCAACACCAUCGUGUGUCCCGUCAUCGACACCAUCGACUGGAACACCUUUGAGUUUUACAUGCAGAUGGAGGAGCCCAUGAUCGGAGGCUUCGACUGGAGGCUCACCUUCCAGUGGCACGCCGUGCCCGAGCGGGAACGCCAGCGCCGCAAGUCGCCCAGUGAACCCCUCAGGUCGCCGACUAUGGCGGGCGGCUUAUUUGCGGUCAGCAAGGCCUACUUCGAGCACCUGGGCACUUACGACACGGGCAUGGAGGUGUGGGGCGGGGAGAACUUGGAGCUCUCCUUUCGGGUGUGGCAGUGCGGCGGCAGCCUGGAGAUCCACCCGUGCUCCCACGUGGGCCACGUCUUCCCCAAGAAGGCGCCGUACGCUCGGCCCAACUUCCUGCAGAACACGGUGCGGGCGGCCGAGGUGUGGAUGGACGACUACAAGCAGCACUUCUACAAAAGGAACCCGCCCGCCCAAAAGGAGAACUACGGCGACAUCUCAGAGCGCCUGCAGCUCAGAGAGAGGCUGAAGUGCAACUCGUUCCACUGGUACCUGACCAACGUCUACCCGGACCUGCACGUGCCCGAGGACAGGGAGGGCUGGCACGGAGCUGUGCGCAGCUCGGGAAUCCACUCGGAGUGUCUGGACUACAACGCGCCGGAUCACAAUCCCACGGACUCGCACCUCUCGCUGUUUGGCUGCCACGGCCAGGGAGGCAACCAGUACUUUGAGUACACGUCCCGGAAGGAAAUCCGCUUCAACUCGGUGACGGAGCUGUGCGCCGAGGUGGCCGAGGGCCAGACGGCCGUGGGCAUGAGGCACUGCCCCGGCGACCGCGACGCCGCGCCGGCCUCCAUCUUGUGGGAGUUCAGAGAUGACAAAAGCAUCUACCACCCUCAAUCGGACAAGUGCGUCACGGCCUACCGCACUCCCGAGGGCCGCGCCGACGUCCAGAUGAGGCCCUGCGACACGCUCGAUCGAAACCAGCAGUGGAAGUUUGAGUGGUAGAGUGCAAUGCCGUAACACUAAGUGACCUUCUUUCCUUUUUUUUUUUUGUCUCUCUCUCUCUCUCUGGGGGAAAAACUAUCGAGGGAAAUUGAAGGAUCGGCCCCCGUUUAGUGUUUUUUUUUUUCUGCCCACGUCUGCUGCAGAGAGAUCGACGAUGCUGACUUUUAGCCGUCGUGUAGCAUUUAAGUGCCUCUGGAAAACUUGAGUUUUAAAAAUAAAAUAUCUGUAAGUACAUGUCAUGAAAUGUGCGCAGACUCGCCUCAACCACUCCAGACCAACAGGGGGCAGUGUGAGGCUAACAUUUCUUCCUGUGUAGCUUACAUUGACAAAAUAUGAUUUUAAAAGCAAAAGUAACAAAGGACAUUUUUAAAUAAAAACGCAAUAAGAUAAUUUCAAAUGAAAAUAUAUUUUUAACGCGCCAGCAUAUUCGUGACAACCCCUUCGAUCCUUACUAAUUGGUAUUGUCCAAGCCACGUACUCCCGAGGCCUUUUUCAAAGUCUCGCGAGGGCAAGCAGAAACACUGACCAAACGACACUUUUAUUGUAAACAAGUGCAAUUUUCCCUUCGAGAAUGUUCGGAAUUUUCCGGACAAAAAUCUUUGUGCCUUUGUGAAAGGAGAUUUCGUGCAUUUUAAAUGUGAUUCAAUGAAGGAGAACAACACCACUGUCGGAUGACUUUAGUCGUUGUUUGACUUUAAACUUGCCUCUGCUGGAUGUUUUCAUGAAGACUGACUGUACUUGAAGUAGAUAAAGGAAAAAUGUCAGAUGUUUUGUGUCUUGAAAUAUUGUCGUCGGAUUUGCGGGACAAAGUUGAUGUAAGCACUCCUGAAACUACUGAUUCGAUGCAGGGAUCACUCGAUUUGAAGGAAAUGAAUUAAAAACUUAAAUGAUUUA